Molecule: messenger RNA, 2650 nt
Organism: Phaedon cochleariae (mustard beetle)
Lineage: Eukaryota; Metazoa; Arthropoda; Insecta; Coleoptera; Chrysomelidae
Source: the annotation of a GenBank genome assembly
GAAUCGUGAUCAUUGAAAAAUGGAAAUAGAUUUACCAAAAAUGGAAAAACAUGUUCUUGUGGAAUACUUGAGUAAUGUUAAGUCUGUGAUAUGUGAAACUUUCAAAUCUAUGCAGCGUAUAAAGCUCACCAGUUUUGAUGUUUCUCCUUUUUAUAUAAUUUUUGGGACCAGUAGUGGAGGAAUUUAUAUUUUCAAGAGAUCGCCAUGCCAAUUUUUAAGAAUCAUACCUAGCAAAGAGGGUUCUACUAUUCAAGUUGCAAUAUCACCAAACGAAAAACACUUAGCUGUUGCUAGUUCCAGAGGUCUUGUAGUAAUUUUGGAAAACUUUUUUGUGGAUAUGAGUCUCAGGCCUCUUAUUCACAUUGAACAUGAAGGGAACACUCUGACUGUGAUGAAAUGGCAUGGCAAUGAUCUUUAUUGUGGAGACCAUAUGGGAAAGAUAUCUGUUUUCACAGUAGCCACAUUAUUGACCAAGGCAAUAUUUCAGACACCUUCUGCUACUUUGAUGCAACUGGACUCCACUAUAAUACAAAUAGAUACCUACAAACAUUACUUAUUGAUUUCCACAAAAACUAGGACUUAUUUGUGUGAUACUGAUAAAGAACACUUCAAGCAAAUAGGCAAAAAACUGAGAGAUGGGCAUUUUGGUGCUUGUUUUUAUCAUAUCAGCAAUACAGCACCAAAUGAGACUUACCAUAGUUCCAGAGCUACCUUCAAGACUAUAAAAGACAAUGAACAAUUUUCCAGCAGCAUUAAUAAUGGUGAUGCAAAAAUUUUCUGUGCUAGGCCAGGUGCAAGGAUUUGGCAAGUCAAUUUUGAGGCAUCUGUUUUGGCAACUUACCAGCUGCGUGAUACUUUAAACCAGGGAUCUUUGGAUGUCAUACAUAUUGAAGAUUGUGAUACUACAAGAUUGAAUAUGAGUGGUCUAAAUGGUGCAAGCAUUUCAAAAAAUUUCAGCUUUGGUAAGAUUUAUUUGUUAUGCCAAAGGUUUAUCUUCUCUUAUGACAAUGAAGGAAUGUAUUUUUUUGAUCCUGCUGUCAGCAGUGUAGCAUUUUGGAGCCCUACAUUGAAAAAUAUCAUAGAUGUAAGAAUUUUGAACUCUCAUAUCUAUGUUUGGUGCAAUGGACUACAUCUACAUAUAAUUUCUUUACAAUCUCUAGAAAGUUUACUCAUCAGUACUUUAAUGAAAAAACAGUAUUAUUUGUGUGCAGAACUUUGUUUACAUUUUGAAAAAGAUGUUAAAAAGUUGCUAGAAUAUUCUAAGAAUAUUCACCUCCUAAGACAUUUAAAUGUCAAACUAGUAGAAUUUGGGAUGAAUGAUCUGUUUGAAAAACUAAAACCUGUUCUCAACAUGCUAGAAGAGCAGUACAAGAAACAAAAUUCAGAAAUGAGGCUGAAUAACAAAAGUGUUUUCAAUGAAAAUUGUGAUAUGUACUUACCUAGAACUGUAGAAACCUUAAAUCAAAGAACUACCCUAGUAGUGAAAAAUUCUGUGAUGGACAGAGGAGAUGAUGAAGAAGGAAAGAAAUAUGUAAUUUCUAUUUACAAACAGUAUUUGCUCAAUAAGACACAUAGAAAAGCUGAAUUGACUGAGACCAGUAAUAUUUUCAACAUGCUCAACUUAGAUGAUUUGUUGCCACUUCUUGAGGACUUUACUAGAUAUGUUGAAGAAAAAGACAAUGAGUGUGCUUCAACUUGGUGUCAAGAACAGUUACUAAAACAAGCUGUCAAAGGAGAAAUUGAGAGUAUCCAGACAAAAACUCUUAUUUGUCUAACAGAGGCAUUUUUCACUGAAAAUAGCAACAAAGAAUUGAGUUGUCAAUGCAGUUUUCCAUUACCCAAGGCUCACACCCGAAAAUUAGAACAUUACAACUUGGCUUCUAAAUUAUUUGAUAUGUCAACAGAAAAAAAUGAAUUUUUAAGUAAAAUUCCUCAAAUACACAAACACAGGUUAUCAAAAUUGAGUAACUUGCAUGAUCUCAUGCUAAAUUUACCCAUUCUCACUCAGUUUAGUGACAAAGAAGUAUUCAAGGAACAUGUGGAUACUUUGACAUAUGAUGGCUGGGAGGAAAUUGUCAAGUUAUACAUAAAACUGAGACAAAAACUGUGCUUAAACUGUGGCAGAACUAUUGAUAAUGAAAAUGCAUUAUCAUGGACUGAAAUUGGUAUGUUGAUAAUAGAAUCAAUUGGGAGUAGAAAUGCAAAUAGACUGAUGGGGAGAUAUGCCCAGUGUAUACCCAAUGGUGAAUUGGAUGCAAAGUUUUAUCAGAGCUGCAUUUUUACCAUGACAUGUGAGGAACCAGGAGUUGGAAUACAUUUCAUGGAAAAUGUUGUUAAUAAUGAUAAUUUUCCAAAGUUUGGUGAUCUGAUGGAAAAAUUCUUGCAGAAGAAAUACUUGGGCAACCAAUCACAUAUCACUACUAAACUCAACUCAAAUGACCUCUUAGAAGUAUGUUCCUAUUGUAAAUUAUCUAUCAAAGGACCAGUUUUAUCUGAGAUUAAAAAGUGUGAUAAGGGACAUAACUUUCAUAGUAUAUGUUUUCUUCAUAGUAGCAAUUUUUGUAAUGUAUGCAUGUUGGCUAGCUGAUUUUGUAGAUUUUAUUUUACUAUAAAAAUCACUGAUAUUGAAAUAAAAAGGCUUGUUGAUUGA